This is a messenger RNA of Protobothrops mucrosquamatus (brown spotted pit viper), 1999 nucleotides long. It is a transcript of the gene TES, whose product is annotated as testin LIM domain protein. NCBI's taxonomy places the organism in Eukaryota, Metazoa, Chordata, Lepidosauria, Squamata, Viperidae. The record is from RefSeq and is a predicted model, not a curated record. The transcript is spliced from 7 exons. Gene Ontology annotation, molecular function: zinc ion binding. The coding region runs from base 179 to 1447 and encodes 422 amino acids.
AGCAGCUGGAGAGAUGCAAAAGGAGACCAGGAGCGAGCGGUGUGGAGCAAUCUCGAGAAACACAUUUCCUUUCUAACCACACCCUUCUAUCAUCAGUAAGGGUGGAGGAGGAAGGAAAAAGGCGUCUCUCUUGCCGUUGGUCCCGGAAUCUCGUGUUCUCCGUGCCGAGAAUCCCGACAUGGAUUUGGAGAGCAAAAUCAAGAAGAUGGGCUUAGGACAUGAAGAAGGAUUUGGAGCCCCAUGUUUAAAAUGUAAAGAUAAAUGUGAAGGAUUUGAGCUACACUUCUGGAGAAAAAUAUGUCGAAAUUGCAAGUGUGGGCAAGAGGAACAUGAUGUUCUCACCAGUAAUGAAGAUGACCGCAAAGUGGGAAAGCUCUUUGAGGAUACAAAGUAUACAACUCUAAUUGCAAAGCUGAAAUCAGAUGGUAUCCCCAUGUAUAAGCGUAAUGUAAUGAUACUGACUAAUCCCAUGACAGCCAAGAAGAAUGUGUCCAUCAAUACAGUAACUUACGAAUGGGCACCUCCUGUUCAGAAUCAAACCUUGGCGAGGCACUAUAUGCAGAUGCUUCCAAAGGAGAAGCAGCCCGUGGCUGGCUCGGAAGGGGCUCAGUACCGCAAGAAACAGUUGGCCAAGCAGCUGCCUGCUCAUGAUCAGGACCCUUCCAAAUGCCAUGAGCUAACACCUAAUGAGGUGAAGCAGAUGGAGCAAUUUGUGAAGAAAUACAAGACCGAGGCGCUGGGUGUGGGUGAUGUCAAGCUUCCCAGUGAAGUGGAAGGGAAAGCCGAAGAAAAGAAUGUCCUGAGUAAUGGCAAGAAGGGAACCUCCGCUACUGUAGGAGCCAUGGAAGACAAACAGGCUGGUCAGAAAGGAACUCAAUAUUUCUGUUUCUGGUGCAAUCAAAAUAUGAAAGAAGGUGAUCCAGCUGUGUAUGCUGAGCGGGCUGGAUAUGACAAACUCUGGCAUCCUGCUUGCUUUGUCUGCUGCACCUGCAGUGAACUCCUGGUAGAUAUGAUCUAUUUCUGGAAAAAUGGGAAACUCUAUUGUGGCCGACACUACUGUGACAGUGAAAAACCUCGCUGUGCUGGAUGUGAUGAGCUUAUUUUCAACAAUGAGUAUACACAAGCUGAAGGUCAAAACUGGCAUCUGAAGCAUUUCUGCUGCUUUGAUUGCGACUGUGUCUUGGCUGGAGAAAUCUAUGUCAUGGUUAAUGAAAAGCCCAUCUGCAAACCCUGUUAUGUGAAGAAUCAUGCUGUGGUUUGCCAAGGCUGCCACAAUGCUAUUGACCCUGAAGUUCAACGUGUAAGUUACAACAACUUCAACUGGCAUGCUACCACAGAGUGCUUUCUGUGCUCCUGUUGCAGCAAGUGUCUGAUUGGCCAGAAGUUCAUGCCAGUAGAAGGAAUGGUUUUCUGCUCAGUGGAGUGCAAGAAAAAGAUGAUGUCCUAAUGGGACGGAAACCAAACUGUGAAACCAAGUUUUGCCUUAUUUCAAAGUCCUCUGCAUGUCUACUGUAUUGGGGGAUUUUUAACAAAAUCAAAAUUAUUAAAUGGCAGAAUCCAAAGAUUUUUGUAUUACUAACUUGAUUGCUUAUGACUUUAGUUCUUAGGCAUUUCUCAGUGCUCUUGAUUUCUUGUUGCAGGAUGUUUCUCAAGAUAGGGGCUUCAAUGUAGUCAUACCCUUCAAAAAUGUUCUAUAAAAGGAUAUAGUACCUCAGGCCAUUAACACUGGGCGGCAUUUUCCAUUAUGAAUAGUUGUUGGCCAUGAGAAUGAAUCCUGAUGAGAGUUGUGAUGAGGAAGACCAUUGGCUUUGUACUCUUGUCCUAUAGUCCUUAGGUUUUUCUCUAUAUUUGACAUUAUACAGAUUCUUCAGUAACAAAAUAUUGAUUGGGUAUGUUAUAAACCUUAUACCUUAUACUGGCAUUUUCCAACCUAAUGCAUUCAAAUGUGCUUUGUUAUAAUUCCCACACUUGCCAGAUAAUAAAAUACACCAAUAGUGUA